AGCGUCGCUCCUCCGCGGGGAAGAUUAUUCUUUUUUUUAAAUUCUUCUCCUCCUCCUCACCUCGCUUUUUUUUUCAUCGGCAUUGACUUUUGCUUCUUUGACAUAAAUCAUCUCCUGGACAAGGUUUUCUUUCGUGAAAACUCCUCGCUUAAGUAGUAUUUCUCAUCAUCAACGAGUCCUCCGCGGAAGGAUCUGCUUUUUUCCCUUACCUUUUCAAAAUAAAUAUAUCCGCGAUGAUGAUGAUGAUGAUGAUGAUGAUGAUGAUGAUGAUGAUGAUGGAAAUGGGACAAGAUCACGUUUGAUUUUGGUGUUUUUCGCUGUUGUGUCGUUGGAAGCAUCUUCAGAGGAGGCUGUCUGCUAGGAGAAGCUGACGUUUUGGAGCAGCGCUGCGGACAUCGGAGGCGACAUGCUCUCCUCGGACGAGCCGCUGGACCUGAAGCUUCCCUCCGGGAGGACGCAUUGUCCCCUCAGACUUGGGAAGAGGACGUCAUCCUCCAUCUGCGCUCCCCUCAGCGCCGCACGCCCUCGUCUUAUCUACACCACUUUCCCGUCCCCGCCGUCUUCCCCAGAUUCCCAGUCUCCCUAUCAUGAGCGACCCGGGUCCUGCUUCACUCCUCCAGCCAUGGACCUCAGCCUGUCCCCUUCGUCUCGACACACGUCCUCUCUCUCCCCUUCUCCCUCCUCCCCGUCCCUCUCGUCCCCUCCGUCCCCUGUCGAGUCCCCCUACAGCAUCAGCAGACCACACUCCCUCUCACGGGAAGCAGCACAUCAUCAUCAUCAUAGAGGAAUGGAGGGCGACUCGUCACCUCAGCGUUAUCCUUUCUAUCUGCCGAUGGCGAGCCCGCCGGCAGGUUACAGCUUUCCUUCCUCUUUACUGAUUGGUCAGAAGAGAGAGAUGCAAGUAUCACCUGAGCCCUCAUUGGACGCUCAGCUCACCUGCCGCUGGAUGAAGUGCCACCUGCUGUUUGAGUCGCUGCAGGACCUGGUGGACCACAUCAACGACUCCCACGUCAAGCCCGAAAAGGAUUCCGGUUAUUGUUGCAAGUGGGAGGGCUGCGCUCGCAAUGGGCGGGGCUUCAACGCCAGGUAUAAAAUGCUGAUUCACAUCCGCACACACACCAACGAGAAACCCCAUCAUUGUCCCACCUGUAACAAGAGUUUCUCCCGUCUGGAGAACCUGAAGAUCCACACCCGCUCGCACACAGGUGAGAAACCAUACGUCUGUCCGUACGAGGGCUGCAGCAAGCGAUACUCCAACUCCAGCGACCGCUUCAAGCACACCCGCACACAUUACGUGGACAAGCCGUACUGCUGCAAGAUGGCGGGUUGCCUGAAGCGGUACACCGAUCCCAGCUCGCUACGCAAGCACAUCAAAGCCCACGGGCACUUUGUGAGCCAAGAGCAGAGCGCCCCCAGCAGGCCGGGGCUGGGUGCUCGUCACGGUGGUCAGUGUGCAGUGGAUCCUCCCUCCGCAGGGAGAGGGCAGGUCAUCCUUCCUGGAACAUCGGCGGCAGCAGCCCUCCUGGGGGGUCUGGGGACAUCGCUGCCUCUGUCGGUACUAUGCCACCCUCGCGCUCCGCUCUUCUCCGUGGGGGCAAGGGGCGCCAUGGGCCCGCUCGGACUCGCCGACUCGCCUCUUUUCCACUUCGGACUUACGGCGGCGUCCAUGUUGGGGUUGGGCGCUCUGGGAAGGGUGGGGCGCACCGGAGGUCGGGGGGCAAACGGCGAGGCCGAUGAGGGCGAGUCCGACAGGGAGAGGGAGAGGGAGGGGGAGGUUCUGAACCUCUCUGCGGGGAUGGGGCCAGGACCGAGGGAUCCCCUGUCCUGGGUGGUCGUCCCCCCUAGAGCUCUCCUGCUUAAACCAACCGUGGUCAGCUAGAGUGGGUCCUCGAAGGUGGUCUUAAGUGACAUUAUAUUUAAUGUUCAACCCACAGGUAUAAUUCCAAGUCAAAAUAAGUAACUCAAAAUCAGUCAUUGAACUGCUUAAAAAGGGUUCACUUUUUACAAUUUGUAACAUUUUGAUAUAAAGUGUGACCGAUCCUGAAGCCAUACAAGGUGACCACUGAAUGAGUCAUAAAUGAAAUGUUUGUUUAGGACGUCUGCAUCCAUUAGGGGUCAAAGGGCGCUACAAACAAAACAAGCCGGUCAGUUUUUAAUGUUAAAAGUUGCACUUUAUCCCGUUAGAAACAAAAAGAAAAAUUCCUUUAUUUUGUCUCCUAUGUACAUUCACCACGUUAUAUGUGUUGCAGCGGACAAUCAAUCAGUUUGACAAACCCCACUGAUGCUUUUGCUCACCUAUAUUCACUUUUUUAUGAUCCAUAAAUGGGAGGAAAAGCACAGUGGGGGGCUACAAGGAAAUACGACAUCAUCAUUUAACGUAUCAUAUGAAGGACUAAACUGUUAGUGGACUAUUAGGCUCUACUUAGUGUGUAUCUAUCAAGGACAGCAAGUACAGUGUAAAAAUGUUGUUUUAAAUUGAUUCUUUUUGAUAUGGCAACAAAUGGACAAAAAUAUUGCCACACACCUGGUUGGUGUCAUCAGGACAUUUUUUGUACGCUCAGGUGGGUUUGGUGUGGAAGAACUUCACCUCUCGAUAACCAAAACACUUUUGACAUCAGUGACCUGGAAAAUAUUCACUGACAAGCCCAAAUUUUGUGGAAGCUCCAUAUUUUCUUCCUGCCAGGUGUCCCGAUACAUUUGUCCAUACAGUGGAUUAUAAGAGUUUAAAGGUCCCCUAUUAUGCAAAAUUGACUUUAUGACAUUAAAUCAGGAUCAGGUUCCUUUAUUAUUGUCCAUUCUUCAACAUGUACAAGACACAUAAGAACUGAAAUUACAUUUUCGGCACAGUCCCACUAAGAGCAGACAUACGUUACAGGGAGACAAGAACAGGACCGCCAAAGGAUCAGCCACUUACGGCGCUCCUCAAAAAAGGUGGGAAAAAGGUGAUAUUGGGAAAGGGGGGAAGAGCAAAAAAUACCAGUCAAAGACUGGACCCUCGGGAGGGGGUCCAGACUGAGUCCAAGGGAAAAAACCUCAUUUGCCAUAGCACACAUAAACAUGUUACAUUUAAUCACAACAACUCGCAACAGGGGGGGUGUAUAUGCCCAUUGUCUUUGGGUGUAGUGGUGUUGUGUCCUUAGGUGGACAAAAUCACCCAAAAUUAUUCCUAAGCAUGGCCACCGCUGCUGCUCACUGCUCCCCUCACCUCCCAGGGGGUGGAACAAGGGGAUGGGUCAAAUGCAGAGGGUAAUUUGACCACAUGUAGCGUGUGUGCGACUAUCAGAGGUACUUUAACAGUGUGUCCCCAUAGUCCGUUUAUGAGCACAAAACGUGAUACAAAUACAUCUAAGCCCAAGAAGUGAUUAUGCCCACCAAUUUGCAGAGGACCGAUUUGUAAAAAAAUAAAUACAAAUAAAAUAAAAAGGUAGGCUUUGCUACAUAUCUUAAAAUAUAGCUCUGCCAACUAUCCGUCAGUGGGAGCUGCAUGUUUGAACAUGUUGUUUUUCUUCAGCAAACAUGCUAACGUUUGUGCCCUCCUGUCCUAUCCCUUAAUGUGAUACAUCCUUCUGAGAACCAGUGUCCUCUUCAAUGGACAUUUGCUGUCUUUUGGUCUUUUCUUUGGCCAAAAGUACACAUUUUGGGUGGAAAAACCCAGCCACGAUACACAAAUGUCCACUGCAGAGGACGCUGGUUCUUAGGAAGUUAUGGCAUCUAUUAGGAGAGGGCAGGGGUAGGGAACCUAUGGCUCUCGAGCCAGAUGUGGUUCUUUUGAUGACUGCAUCUGGCUCUCAGAUAAAUCUUAGCUGACAUUGCUUAACACGAUAAGUAAUGAAUAAAUCAGCUGGCAAUCAGUGUUAAAAAUAACGUUCAAAAUAUAAAACAUUCUCAUGCAUUUUAAUCCAUCCAUCCGUUUUCUACCGCACCUGUUCAAGAAGUCGCAUUAAUGGUAAGAAGUAUUUCAUUUUUUUAUUGGUUAGCUUCAGAAUAACAAUGUUAUUAAAAAGAUUGAGAUACUUAUUAUACUCUAAAAAUGUUGGUCUUACUUAAAAAUGCACGCAUUUAGUUGUAUUCAGUGUUAAAAAAUAUUAUAUGGCUCUCACGGAAAUACAUUUUAAAAUAUUUGGCUUUCAUGGCUCUCUCAGCCAAAAAGGUUCCCGACCCCUGGGAUAGGGUAUACUUUUAUUGAUCCCACAGUGGGGAACUAAUGCGAGUCCACAAAAAAGAAUCAAAAGUAGUGCAAGUCACAAAAGUAACCCCAAAGGGUUUUCUUUUCUUUUACGCCACCGCCCCCAGGAAGAAGAAAACAUUUUGCUUCCCCUCCUAACUCUCCACCGUGACUAUAAAUAAUGUAAUUUGUCUAUAAAAUUGUUAUAAGUACACCUCUGCAUCACAUUGUAUCCUUAACAUUAAAGAAAACAAAAAAGAAAGAAAGAUGAACUCAGACCAAAGAAUAACUUUAUUAACAUUGUUUUUUAGUCUGUAACAGAAAAGACUUAAAGUAAUUGAAAACAAAAUUCAGUCCUUGUUUAUUACAGAAAAAAGUGUUGGCCGAUAAUGAAACAUGAAAAUGAAAUAAAGUUAAUUAAUAAUAACACAUUCUAGUUGAUCACAACAUUAACUCAGAAGCACAAUAUAUAACACACUAUAACCUAUAAAACAACAGUUUUUAUUAAAAAAAAAAUGGUGCAGAUUUUUUUUAAAUCAAAAUGAAGAAGUCAGGAUGAAGGGCUACAAUUAGAGUGUCUGCCCUGAGAUCGGUAGGUUGUGAGUUCCAACCCCGGCCGAGUCAUACCAAAGACUAUAAAAAUUGGACCCAUUACCAAGGGUUGGAAUUGGGGGUUAAAUCACCAAAAAUGAUUCCCCGGACGCGGCCACCGCUGCUGCCCACUGCUCCCCUCACCUCCCAGGGGGUGAACAAGGGGAUGGGUCAAAUGCAGAGGACACAUUUCACCACACCUAGUGUGUGUGUGACAAUCAUUGGUACUUUAACUUUAAUUAGCACGUUUUGUAAUGCACAGCUUUUCAAAGCAGGGUGUGACGGACGCAUGAUACUGAUAAAGCAUGUUCCCCCGGGUGACACAUGCCGUGCCUGGCAUUUAUUUGGAAAUAACUGGUUUAAGCCAAAAGGUAAACACAUGAAAAAAACGAGGGAAACAUUAAAGAACACAAAAAAAAAAGCACAGAGCUGCCACUUCAGCGGCACCGUUUUUACAUACAGCAACAAAAGUAACAGUGUGUCUGUAAAAAGUGCACAAUAGCGCUUCUUGGGAGACACAGCUCAUUAGCAAAAAAGCGACAGACACCUGAGACACACUCCUGAAAAACAACCCCGCACCAUAAUUCCUCCUCCACCAAAUUUUCAAAUCCACUAUUGUGGGCCAACAAAAUUUAAUAGUGUAAUAUGGGACCUUUAAGAAGUCGACUUUGAACUCUUGCGUUUUUGGGAUUCAAACCCUACAUGAAACUAUAUGUCUCAUGCAUUCUAUUCAUUACUCUCGCCGUUGUGGACAGUGUGACGUUUACAGUCGCAGGACAAAAAAAAACCCCGACACUAGAAUGCAGCUUUUUUUUUUUUUUGUGCCAGGUUACUUUGCAUGUUAAUUAUCCACAGACAAAGGUCCCCUCAGGACCUGCCUUAUCUCCUCCUGGAGGUUUGAUGAUGGAGCAACAAUACAAGGAGUGUGUUCCGAAAGGUCUACAAACAUGUCUCGCCUGUUUGAUUUAUCCAGACUUGUUUCAGACCAUUUUUUUCUUUGAAGUAAUACAAAAAAAAAAAAAAAAAGAUAUUUACUUGGUAAGCAAAAAAGCCUUUCAACUGCUUUCAAGUGUCGACAUUGGCCAACAUGAGGCCUGUUAUGUUGUUAUAUCUACGAUCGCUAUCUCCAACAUGUCAAUCACUAUCUCAACGAGUGCCUUGUGUUCCCGAACAAGUGUAUGUAUCAUUUGUAUCAUUGCAUUAAAACUUAUUUUUUAUUCUGUCUAUUUCGGGAACUGAAAUUGCUAUAACUGACAACAGAUGCGAUUUGUGCAUCAGGGCCACUGUGACCUUUUUGACGAUGACGUAAUGUCAAUAAAAGACCAAAUAAAAGAA
Molecule: messenger RNA, 6091 nt
Organism: Nerophis lumbriciformis (worm pipefish)
Lineage: Eukaryota; Metazoa; Chordata; Actinopteri; Syngnathiformes; Syngnathidae
Product: zinc finger protein GLIS2-like
Biological process (GO): regulation of transcription by RNA polymerase II
Cellular component (GO): nucleus
Molecular function (GO): RNA polymerase II cis-regulatory region sequence-specific DNA binding; DNA-binding transcription factor activity, RNA polymerase II-specific
Source: RefSeq, a predicted model, not a curated record